Molecule: messenger RNA, 1341 nt
Organism: Candidozyma haemuli
Lineage: Eukaryota; Fungi; Ascomycota; Pichiomycetes; Serinales; Metschnikowiaceae
Product: RTA1 domain-containing protein
Exons: 1
Coding region: 1-1341 (446 amino acids)
Cellular component (GO): fungal-type vacuole; plasma membrane
Source: RefSeq, a predicted model, not a curated record
AUGAACCUAGAAAGUCUUAGUUCCCGGCUUCACUGGACGCCCUCAAGUGGUUAUCCGGAUUCAACAACCACUACCAAGUCGAUUGCAACAGAGCAUGUACCAGAUUUAGCCCUCCUGCUUUCCAAUGCAGUUGCCAGCUUAGCCACCCAAACUUACCGACUCGACCUCAUAUCACUUUCCCAGGCAGCCAGAGGUGCUCAGGCUUCGUUGACUGCCAUCAGUGCUCAACAGGUUUUGGCUACAGCUACAGAUCUGCUGGUGUUGGCGGACGCUACAGAAGCAUUGUUCCAUGCCUCAUGGAAUUUGAAAGUCUUGAAGGACGAUAGGAACAACUACCAUUAUGAACUCAAUCGGGGAGGCAAUAUAUUCUUCUUCAUUGUUUUUUGCAUUAUUUUUGUUUACACGACGGGCAUGUUGGUGUGGUCAAGGUACCACUGGUAUAACAUUACCUUCUUCUGUGGGUUUGCUUUGCAAGUGUGCGGUUUCUUGGGUAGAAUUCUUGCCUUUAGUGAUACUGCUAAUCUAGAUUUCUACUUGUUGCAAUUCGUUUCACUUACCUUAUCGCCGGCCUUUAUCAUGGCAGGAGUGUACUUUUUGUUUGCACAGGCGGUCAUUUUGUACGGCAGGUCCUAUUCGGUUUUAAAGCCAAUGUGGUACUCUUACUUUUUUAUCACCACUGACUUCUUGUCGCUUGUUGUGCAAGGUGCUGGUGGAGGUGCUGCUUCCAUAGCUACCAAGGAGCAGCGUGAUCCUUCUCCUGGUACAUGGACCAUGUUCGGUGGUGUUCUUUUCCAAGUCAUAGCCAUGUCCAUCUUCCUAAUCUUCUGGUUUGAAUUUCUUAAUCGCUUAUAUUACAAAGAUGCCUCUCGGAUAGAGGAAGAUCAUCCUAUGAAGAAAUGGAGUAUAAUGAACAGCUUAAAGCUUUUGUUCCAUACCAAAUCUGCUCGGAUUUAUAAGGAAAAGUACUUGGAGCCUUUCUACAAUCCUAGAUACAAAGAGAUUCGUUCUCGCUCCUUGGUGCCUUAUCUCCCAUUAGCUCUCACCACAGCUGUUAUUACAAUCUACAUCAGAUGUAUAUAUAGAGUCGUGGAAUUGAAACAGGGCUUCAAUGGCUACUUGAUACGGCAUGAAGUUUUCCUCAUGACACUCGAUGCAUCUAUGGUCGCAAUAGCUGGGUUGAUCUUCAUACCUUUCCACCCUGUACUUGUAUUUGGCAAGAAAAACGUCCUCAGAUUGGCUACAAUUAAGCGGAAUAGAGAUGAAGAUAACGAAGAAAAAGGUGACUUGACAAAGAACGAAAGCCUGGAGAAUGAGAGAAAGCUGCUGGAUAGUCCUUCGUGA